This is a messenger RNA of Penicillium cosmopolitanum, 1509 nucleotides long. RefSeq lists its product as uncharacterized. Gene Ontology annotation, molecular function: transmembrane transporter activity. NCBI's taxonomy places the organism in Eukaryota, Fungi, Ascomycota, Eurotiomycetes, Eurotiales, Aspergillaceae. The transcript is spliced from 3 exons. Gene Ontology annotation, biological process: transmembrane transport. The coding region runs from base 1 to 1509 and encodes 502 amino acids. The record is from RefSeq and is a predicted model, not a curated record.
AUGGAGAAAACAAGCAGCGAUUCCCACCACGUCGAGGGCGCUAGCCCAAAUCUUGAAUCGGGGAAGACGGAUGCUUUCUACGUUGAAGAUCGUGUUGCUCAUCUUUCGGAGGAACAUCGUCAAUAUCUUCUUGCGAGACAUGGCACACUUGAUCUGGAUCCGAUCCCUGAUAUGAACGAUGCGGAUCCUUAUAACUGGUCCACAUGGCGGAAAACGCUUAAUCUCUCCCUGGUCGUCUUCCACGCUAUGAUCGGUCUUUUCACGGCCGCGUCAAUUCAAUCUGCCUUCGUCAAUAUCUCGGCCGACCUCGGUGUUAGCAUGCAGAGAACCAGUUACCUUGUCUCACUAUUCAUUGCCGUGCUGGGUGGUGCACCGCUUUUCUGGCGGCCCUUGAGCAACAGAUUUGGUCGGAGGCCCAUCUUUCUCAUUUCAUUGAUCUGCGCCCUUGUUGGUAAUAUCGGUUGUGCGGAGAGUCACUCCUAUGCCACAAUGGGUCUUUGCCGUGCUAUCACUGCAUUCUUCAUUUCACCCGCCGCGGCUAUUGGUAGUGCAGUUGUCGCAGAAGUGUUUUUUAGGAAAGAUAGAGCACGUUGUAUGGGAUAUUGGACCUUGAUGGUGACGAUCGGUGUACCGAUUGCACCCUUUUUGUUCGGAUUUGCCGUCAUGAGAGUGGGAUACAGGUGGAUUUAUUGGACACUUGCUAUUGUCAACGGAAUCCAGUUCAUUGUCUACCUCUUCUUCGGCUCCGAAUCCCUUUACCUUCGCAGGGAAACGGCCAGAAACAACGUCACAAGCGUGAAGGAGAGCAUGUUCAAAUUCCGACGCAUUGAUCCGGCACCUUUGCGAUUGUGGGACUUCGUGCAACCACUCAGCUACGUCAUGAAGCCUUGUGUGAUGAUUCCCGCCGCCGCCUACGCGAUGAUCUUCCUCUGGGGCAGCAUCAUGCUCACGAUCGAAAUCCCGCAGAUAUUCCCAGAGCAGUUCGCGCUGAACACCCAACAAGUCGGACUGCAAUUCCUGGGUAUCAUUAUUGGCUCAGUACUGGGUGAGCAAGUUGGAGGUUUGAUAUCCGAUCGAUGGAUGCAACUGCGCGAGAAGAAGGGUGGACGGUACCCAGAGCCAGAAUAUAGGCUAUGGCUAAGCUAUAUUGGUCACGCGUUGACAGUCUGUGGCGUUGUCGUUUUCUGCGUGCAGUUGGGCAAAGCUGGUGAUAAGUGGAAUAUCACCCCGAUCAUUGGGGCAGCAAUUGCAGCUGGUGGUAACCAGAUUGUCACCACGAUCAAUAUUACCUACGCUGUGGACUGCUACCGCACAGAUGCGGCCAGUGUCGGUGUUUUUAUCACAUUUGUUCGACAAAUGUGGGGGUUCAUUGGGCCUUUCUGGUUCCCGCAGAUGUUUGAAACAGUUGGAUGGGGUGGUGGUGCGGGGAUUGCUGUGGCUCUGAUUUUUGGAGUCAGCAUUGUGCCUACUGUUCUAUUGCAAUGGCGUGGCUCUAAGUGGCGUAACUAG